AUGCAUGUCAGCUGCAAGUCGUGUCUCAAUGCGCUGGCCACUGAAACCCACAUCAGCAUGAGGGCUGGAGAGCCAGAGUGUGACAAAGACCUGCUGAUUGACAUCCUGACUCAGCGCUGCAAUGCCCAGAGGCUGAUGAUUGCAGAGGCCUACCAGAGCAUGUACGGCAGGGACCUGAUUGGCAUGCUGAAGGAGCAGCUUUCUGAUCACUUCAAGGACGUCAUGGUUGGCCUCAUGUACCCGCCACCAUCCUAUGAUGCACACGAACUCUGGCACGCCAUGAAGGGAGCAGGCACCGAUGAGAACUGCCUCAUUGACAUAUUAGCUUCGAGAACCAAUGGAGAAAUUUUCCAGAUGCGGGAAGCCUACAGUUUGCAAUACAACAACAACCUCCAAGAGGACAUUCAGUCAGAGACCUCGGGACACUUCAGAGACACCCUCAUGAACCUGGUCCAGGCAACCAGACAGGAGGGCUACACGGACCCCGCCAUGGCCGCCCAGGACGCAAUGGUGCUGUGGGAGGCCUGCCAGCAGAAGACCGGGGCGCACAAAACCAUGCUCCAGAUGAUCCUGUGCAACAAGAGCUACCAGCAGCUGUGGCUGGUUUUCCAGGAAUUUCAAAAUAUCUCUGGGCAAGACAUAGUAGAUGCCAUCAAUGAUUGUUACGACGGAUACUUCCAGCAGCUGCUGGUUGCCAUUGUGCUCUGUGUUCGAGAUAAACCAGCCUACUUUGCUUAUCGACUGCACAGUGCCAUCCAUGACUUUGGUUUCCAUAAUAAAACCGUGAUCCGGAUCCUCAUUGCUAGAAGUGAAAUAGACUUGAUGACCAUAAGAACACGGUACAAAGAGAGAUAUGGGAAAUCCCUGUUUCAUGAUAUCAGACACUUUGCUUCAGGGCACUAUAAGAAGGCACUGCUGGCCAUCUGUGCUGGUGACAUGGAGGACUGCUGACACAGAGGGGAGGAUGGGGAGCGCCGGGCACUCUUCACAGACACAUCAGAGCACAGAGUGUGACACAUGCGUUGUCACUCACACCACCACCAAACUACAAGAUCAAAUUUUCUCUUCUGUCUGUAAAAUUAUUCCAAAAUCUAUGAAUGAAAAUCUAUGAUCAAGGAUUUGCACCUGUUAUUUGAUCAUCAAAGAAUUAAUUUGUAUAUGAUGGAAUAAUAACAAUAUUGCCAUGGAAUACGGUGUUUUGGUUUUUCUUCAAGACUUAAUCAUUUGAAAGGCAGAGUUAACACAGAGGGAGAGAUAGAGAAUGAAAGAGAGAGAUCCUCCAUCUGUGGUUCACUACCCAAAUGGCCACAAGCAGCCAGGAACCUAGAACUCCAUCCAAGUCCUCCAUGUGGGUACAAGGACCCAAGCACUUGAACCAUCUUUGUCUGCUUUCCCAGGUACACUGGCAGGGAACUGGAUCAGAGGUAGAGCAGCUGGGUGUUCUUAUGGGAUACUAAUGUCACAGGUGGCAGCUUAAUCCACUGUGCCGGCCCCAGAAUAGGUUUUAUUUAAAUGAGAAUUAUCUGUACCCGACAGGGAAUCUACUCAAGACUUUCCUUAGUGUAUUUUGGGACAGCAAGGAAAAUGCAUUGUGUGAUCAUCCUAUUUAGAGGAAUUUUCAAACUUCUGUAAAAAUACAAUAAAGUUCAAGUGAACUCCUAUGGCAG
Messenger RNA from Oryctolagus cuniculus (rabbit), 1667 nucleotides. The record is from RefSeq and is a predicted model, not a curated record. Lineage: Eukaryota; Metazoa; Chordata; Mammalia; Lagomorpha; Leporidae.